AACCCUUACAAUUCACCUUAUCCCUACCCUCCAUUCGUCCCUCACACACCCAUCUAUGAAGAGCAACCAUCGGCUUUACGCGGUGGAACACUACUUCAUAAGGGCUUCUAUGACCUCCUGUCCCUCAUUCCUUCAACCCCGUCUCCGUCGAGAUUAUUUUGGCGCGACGAUUCCGAGCCAAUUGCUGGGCCAAGAUACGAGGAGCUGACGUCGACGCUCGACGCUCCAAUUGCUACAUCUACUCAGACAGCUGCUUCUCUUAUGCCAGUGUCACCGAACAGGAAUCUACGGGGCCGCAGAAUCAGCAAGGACAUGGUUUCCAAGCCUACCGGCUUCGUUCACUUGGUUCACGCUUCUGAUGCCGACCAGGCUGAGGCCCUACUUACGAGGUGGGGUCCCGAGGGUCAAGGCAAAUUAGGAGAUCCCCGUUGGGCUGACCCCAUAAAGGAUCGCAUUCGACAGAUGAAUCAGGCUAAAGCUAUCAACGAGGUGGUGAACGCACUGAAACCUUCUAUCAGCCAGUCAUACCGGAUCGACGCAGGUCAAUUGGGUCCUCUUCACGUUGUCAACGGGAUGAGCGCUACAACAUCAUCUACAAUUACCACCGCUGCACGCGAGAAUGUCUCCUUAUCUCCGGUGACGCCGACCGGUCUGCCUGCAUCCAGUACACCUAACUUCGUCAACGGACAAACUGGGAACACGCUGCGAUGGACUACUGGCCUGGCUGCGCAUCCGGAACAUGAACACGAAGAUAUGGAGGGUCUCGACCCGGACAAGGAACUACUAGCUUUGCCUCCGCCCCGUCCCAGGAAGCCGAUUACCCCGUCCCUGGCGACGUUGGAGAAAGCGGUAUCGGCGAAGAUCUAUUUCGAGAACCUUUAUUUUCCCUUGCUGCGGCAUCCACCGUCCCGUGAACAGAGAAGGCUUGCGAUGGAGAAGGAUAUGAUGAACCUACAAUUGAGUGAGGCCCAGAAGGAAUACCUCCGGGGCCGAUGGCGUCAGAACGAGACAGACUAUCUCCGGGACCGCAGGCGAAAGGUAGACGUUAGCGCAUUUGUCAAAUUAAAGACAAUUGGACACGGUGCUUUCGGGGUAGUUUCGCUCGUUCGCGAGCGGUCAACGGACCAGCUUUUUGCCAUGAAGCAGCUCAGGAAGACAGACAUGCUGCGCAAAGGCCAAGAGGGGCACGUCCGCGCUGAACGGGACAUCUUGAAGUCGGCUUCUCUCGUCAGCACACCGACGUCGGCCGAGUGGAUCGUGCGAUUAUACUAUAGCUUUCAAGAUCGUGAUCACCUCUAUCUGGUCCUCGAGUACAUGGGAGGGGGCGACCUUCUCAACCUCCUGAUAGAACGGGACGUUUUCGAAGAAGACUUCACAAGGUUCUAUGUCGCUGAGAUGGUAUUGGCGAUUGAGUCAUGCCACAAACAUGGUUUUAUUCACCGGGACAUCAAGCCAGAUAACUUCCUGUUCGACCCUGAAGGUCACAUCAAACUGAGUGACUUUGGUCUCGCCACGGAUCUCCACUGGGCGCAUGACACGUCCUACUACGAACAGCAGCGCCUGCACCUUUUGCACAAGCAUGGCAUCGACCUUGAGGACAACCACGGCGCCGGCCUGCAGGACGGCGUGCGGACCAAGCGCCUGGAUCGCAAGGAGGUAGAAAGGCUGAUGGGAGGCGGCGACGGUCAAGGCGGUAUUUUCACUUGGCGCGAGCGGAACCGCAGGAAGCUUGCAUACUCGGUCUGUGGGACUAACUCGUACAUGUCCCCCGAAGUAAUACGAGGACAUGGCUACACGUAUUCUUGCGACUGGUGGAGCCUUGGCGUCAUCAUGUUUGAAUGCCUGUAUGGGUUCCCUCCCUUCGUCAGUAACUCGAGACAUGUUACCCGCCAGAAAAUUCUCAACUGGCGACAGUCGUUACGAUUCCCGUCUCGCCCUCGUGUUUCGCACGAAGGAGUAAAUCUCAUGGAGUUGUUGCUUUGCGAACCCGAGGACCGCCUUGGUUCCCAAGCAUCGUCAUCUGUCAGCAGGCCGAACUCGAUGAUCGUGCAAGCCAGGCGAAGCGGUUUCAUCACCACGACUGGUGUAUCGGGCAGCGUCGACGGCGCCCACCUGAUAAAGGCUCAUCCGUGGUUCCGUGGCAUUGAUUGGGAUAAUAUUCACAGGUACCCGGCUCCCUACCGACCUGAGCUGCGCAACCCCGCAGAUACACGUCAUUUCGACGACGACAUACCGCCCGAGCCUCUCGCGCCUGCCAAUGGCGCCGCUGCGGACGCCACUCGCGAUCCGCUCCUGCGCGAUAAGGUACACGGUCAAGAAAUUCUUGAAGUGCGCAAGGCGCUGGCGUUCGCGGGUUUCACCCACAAGAGCCCGCGGGUCAUCAGCUACGUCCGGGCCGACAAGGCCUUUGACCCCGAGCCGGAUACGUACGGUAAAGGUGAAGAAGAAAGAGGCCGCUCCACUAUUCGCCAGUCGCAAGAGAUUGGCAGAGGAAGAGCCAUCUCAAUGUGAAUCGGAUCACCCCUAUGCUGCAUCUUUGAAUGAUACCUCACCUGCUCAACGUUGUGUAUUCGACCGUCUUAGGUCGUCGACAUCAAUCUGCUGCGAUGUAUGUACGUAUCUGUUACAAAUAUACCGCUCUUGUUUUAACGAGUAUAC
Molecule: messenger RNA, 2658 nt
Organism: Postia placenta MAD-698-R-SB12
Lineage: Eukaryota; Fungi; Basidiomycota; Agaricomycetes; Polyporales; Adustoporiaceae
Exons: 17
Coding region: 262-2511 (749 amino acids)
Biological process (GO): peptidyl-serine phosphorylation; intracellular signal transduction
Molecular function (GO): protein serine/threonine kinase activity; ATP binding
Source: RefSeq, a predicted model, not a curated record